This is a messenger RNA of Lates calcarifer (barramundi perch), 761 nucleotides long. Its product is annotated as complement C1q-like protein 4. Bases 16 to 660 code for a protein of 214 amino acids. Gene Ontology annotation, molecular function: protein binding. The record is from RefSeq and is a predicted model, not a curated record. The transcript has 3 exons. Lineage: Eukaryota; Metazoa; Chordata; Actinopteri; Centropomidae.
AUUUUCCUGGGAAACAUGACAUUCUUCCUCCCAUUACAGUUAAGAGGGGCACGUGACAACACUGCCAAACAAGAUAAAAGCAGCUGCAAAGAUCCUAUUGAUCACAGCUUCAGAGACGGUGUAAUGACAAGUGAAGACCGAUUCAUCUACUGUCCCUACCCACACGAUCAGCUACAAGAGAUGGAAGCAAAACUGGCAGCUUUGGAAAAGAAACUGAAGGCCAGCGAGGAAAAAAUCGAGGAACUCAAGAUGAAAUGGAAAUCCAGGGUGGCAUUCACUGUAGCAGCAGACCAGGGUGGAAACUAUGGACCCUUCGAUGCUGACACGACGCUGAGGUACAGCAAAAAGAUCACAAACAAUGGUGAUGCCUUCAACAUGUCUACAGGUGUGUUUACAGCACCGGUUGAUGGUGUUUAUUAUUUCAUCUUCUUCUUCCGCUCUGAAGGAAAACAUGCAUCAGGGCUGAUACUGUGCAAGAACGACACCCCCAUUAUAAAGUCAGAUGACACCCAGGCCAGCUAUGACCCAGCUGAUACUGGAGGUAAUGCAGUGGUCCUGAAGCUGGAGAAAGGGGAUGAGGUGCAUAUGCGUCUGCCUAAAGGCAACCAUGUUUGGGCUGCAGAGCGCCACACCACCUUCAGUGGUUUUCUGAUCCAUUAAAUGUGAGAACUGAUGACUCCAGAAUAAUGAUUAUAAAAAUCUGAGAUCAAUGAUGCAUCUACAUUGAAAUAAAAAUACAAGGUUGAAGCAGGUGGCUGUCA